GUCCUACAUACCGCUCAUCACGGUCACCCCGGCAGUGAGUGGGCGGCACACGUGGAGGCAGACCAGGACAUGGAGGACUCCGGUCUCUGUCUCACACGGUCAGCAAUUGGAGAGUGCCUGUUACCUUCUUGGUGUGGAGUUGGUGACACGAGCACCAAGAGAGACAUCUCAUCGUGGUGCAGACAGGAAAUAUCUCUGCUGGAGUGUCACGUUAAAGGCAGCGCCUCCUCUUCAUUCCACGACACUUACAUCAGUCAACUGUCUGCACCCUUCCCUCUCACCACUCUGAGUGAUCACGAGAAGUCAAACAGUAACCAAAUUUCAACCAGUGACUUUUUUGAGAAGUCUGAAGAAAUUCCCUGUGUCUUCAGAAUGUCUAAGAUGUCCUCGCUGACUGGCCCUGAACACCGCACACAGGGUCAAACAUAUCCUCGGAAGAAGAACAGAGCACCAGCAGCGGAGGGCCAGAGAAAACAGCGUCGCAAGGCCGCCAAUGACCGCGAGAGAAGGAGGAUGACCAGAAUCAACGUAGCUUUCGAACGCCUGAGGACGAGACUGCCCCACACACCCCACAGACUUUCCAAGCAUGAUAUCUUGCAGAUGGCGCUGUCCUACAUAUCGGAGCUAUGCAGCCUCCUGGAAGUGUCACAAACUGGGAAGUGGCAGAGUCACGUGUCUGUAGAAUUCAUGAUGCCCUGCACGCCACUGGUGCCUAAAGCUCGCUGACAAGAAUGAGAGAAGGUGGAGACGUCAGGCAAGGCUCGAUGUGGUACUUGUAGUGAAGAUGAGACAUUAGGGAUGUGUUGUGAAUGUGGAGGAAACCUGUGGCCGUUCCUUGCGCGGGGCUUGGUGUUCAGUUGAAAUUAAUUAACAGUGAAAAAAUUAUGAGCCUGUGUUAUUUACUUAAUUUUUUCCUCUUGUUUUAUUAAUGUCAGUAAUAGUGAGAAAGAUAAUUCAUGAUAACUGAGACUCGAAAUUUUUCUCUUGUGUCUGAAAUUAGUCUUGCUUUCCUUUACAAUUAUUCACUCUAGGACUGUGCUAGUGUGUGUGUGUGUGUGUGUGUGUGUGUGUGUGUGUGUGUGUGUGUGUGUGUGUAUGUGUGUCUGUGUGUCUGUUUGUCAUAAUAGUCUAUUGAUUUCUUUCCUUUCACUUUUUCAGUACUUUCCAUAUCAGUUUAUGUAUUAUAGUAUGUAUGUUCUCCC
Portunus trituberculatus (swimming crab) is the source of this 1202-nucleotide messenger RNA. Its product is annotated as protein Fer3-like. Gene Ontology annotation, molecular function: protein dimerization activity. The coding region runs from base 70 to 726 and encodes 218 amino acids. The record is from RefSeq and is a predicted model, not a curated record. The transcript has a single exon. NCBI's taxonomy places the organism in Eukaryota, Metazoa, Arthropoda, Malacostraca, Decapoda, Portunidae.